Numida meleagris (helmeted guineafowl) is the source of this 2588-nucleotide messenger RNA. It is a transcript of the gene CCDC78, whose product is annotated as coiled-coil domain containing 78. The coding region runs from base 142 to 1863 and encodes 573 amino acids. NCBI's taxonomy places the organism in Eukaryota, Metazoa, Chordata, Aves, Galliformes, Numididae. The record is from RefSeq and is a predicted model, not a curated record. Gene Ontology annotation, cellular component: cytoplasm. The transcript has 13 exons.
UUGAUAGCAACACUGCUUGUGCUUUCCCUAGAGGGGAAAGUCGCUGCCUCAGAGAUCCUGAGGUCCUGCCUUUGCUCUUCACUCCCUGCUGUCCUAGUACUGUGCAAAAACCCCAGCCGGUGAGCAGUGAGCCUCAUACACAUGGAUAUUGGAAGUGUUGCAGAUCAGGAGAACGUAAAUGCUCUGACGGGGCAAGCACAACAUCUUGCUAACAAAAAUGUGCAGCUGCAGGAUAGGAAUGAGAGGCUCUAUGCGGGGUUUGGAGACCUGCAGGAGAGGAUGGGGAGGCUGGCUGGCUCCAAACCAGAUUUGUCACCCAGUACGAUCUUCAGUGAAGAGGAAAAACUGAAGAUUUCCAAAGAACUUGUUGAUCUCCAAAUUGAGACGAACAGAAUGAAGGAGCAGUAUGAAACAGAGAAAUUCGAACUGAAAAAUAUGAUCUUGGCCCUGGAGAACCGUGUGCUGGAGCUGGAGCUCCGCAGUGAGAAAGUCAGCGGGGAGCGGGAUGCCUUACGGGACCGCCUGCACGCUCUGGAGAGCAGCCGGGAGGAGCUGGCAGACGAGUACAUCAUUUUGAAAAGUAACUACCUGGCGUUAGGCAAAGAGCUCGACCAGGAGGUCUUAAAGAAUGAAGAGCUCAGCCUAGAGCUGCUCAGCCUGACCAAUGCCAGGAGCACAGAGAGCAACCACCACCACUCCCACACCUCGGCCACCGAGCCCGCUGCAGAGGCAGACAGAGCACAAGUAAUGAUGCAUCGUCCCUCUGCUCGAAAGGCAAAGCCAGAAGACGUGGCUGCCCCUGAACGUGAGUGGCAUAACCCAGGAAGAAAUUUGCUUGGAAACCAGGAUCACAUAAAAGUGGAGAUUGAGAAACUGAAGCAAACCUAUGAUUUGAAGCAGCAGAAGCUGGAAGAGAAAGUGAUCACAAUGGGGAAGGAGCUGCAGGAGGCGAAGAGAGCAGUCCGUGACCCCCAGCACAAACUGGCGGAGCAAUCAGCAGUGCUGCUCGCCUCCCAGAGCCAACUCCAGGAGGUGGAGGCAGAGAACUCCCGGCUGCAGCUGCGGCUGAAGGAGCUGAGCGAGGAGUACCGCUGCCGGCUCACGCAGUACGUCAGGGAUGUGGCGGAGUACAUGGACAGCAAACCCAGCACCCGAACCAGGCCUAGCAAGGCCCCAGCUGAGCAUGCAGACAUGAAGCGCUUUGUGGACAACAUGCUGAAGGACAUCAGAGCUUCCUACAAGGCUCGGGAGGAGCAGCUGGCUGGAGCAGCGCGCACCUACAAGAAACGCAUGAAAAGCUUGGCCAAGAAGCACGAGAACCUGCUGAUUGCAUACAGUGUGCAGCGAGAGAAGAUCCGCUCCCUGGGCAGCAGUGAGAUGGAUUCUGGCCCUGCUGAGCUCCACUUUGCCAUCACGGACCCAGAGCUGCUGACAAACACAACCCAGGAGCUAAACCGCCUACGGGAGAACAAAGUCAAACUGGAGAUGCAAUUGCACGAAUUGCAGAAGAAAGGACUGAAAGAAACCUCUGGUUUUCAGCUGUCUCCUGAGCAGAAGCGGGAUGAAGAGGGCUGGGCAGAGGCCAGGAAGCAGCUCCAGGAGUUCACACACACCACCCAGGUAAAGGUCUGGUACAGCCUAUCUGAAACAAGCCCAGCACUGACUCACAUGCCAGGGACACAAUGGCUGGGCCCUUCUCUGUCCAAAGCUAUUGCUGUGAGCAGCACACCAAGUGACGCUGCUCAGUGGCCAGUGGUGUACUCAGGCUGUGCAUUCAUGGCUACUGAAAGGAGCAGACCAGCCCUUACAGCUGCACAUCGCUGGCUGGUAUCUCUCCAUCUCUUGUUUCAGCUCAAAUAUUGAGGUAACUGGGAAACAAGCUGGAUCUGUUCUCAGCCUUGGUUCAAGCUAUAGAAAUCUAAUUUGAAUGUGAUUAUGCCAGUCUGGUUCCCUCUGGGUGCAAGGAUAUUUGCACUGCACACAGGAAUGGUGUGCCUUGGAGCCUUUUCCAUCCACAGCAUUGCCCUGCAGCAGCCAUGAAACCUGAGAGAUGCUUGCUGUGAGCAGGCUUGGCAGAGAUGGGGUUUGCUGUCCAGCAGUGAUGGCAGCAAUAGGGCUGCUGGGGAGAAAGGGGGGUGCUGACGCACAGUGCCAUGUGGGACAAUGGGGGAAGGGCUUUGGAAACAGAGUGGAGGCUCUGGUGGGUAAAUUGUAGAUUGGUGGACCAGGGUAUUGCAUGUUCUGGGACGUCCCAGUCACCUUGUCUGUAUGGCCAAUGGCCAGGAGAAGCUGUACCUGCAGAAAGCUGGGCCAUUGUCACCAGGCUCCUUUCUGUGAGCUCAUCAGUCUCCUGGCUGCCUCUGCAGCUUCAUGCCGAGCAGUGCCAGAACCAAAGUGCUUGGUCCCACCUGGCAGAGAGGGGCUGAGCACCUUCACUCUCAUCUCGCAGAGCUCCCUGCUUUCUCCAUGCUUUCCUUGCCAUUCCAGGAGGAUCUGGAGAAGGAGAGGAGUGAGCUUCUGACUCGGGCAAUCGUGGCUGAGGAACAGGUGUCGGAGCUGCAGGAUUACAUAGAGAAGCACCUUGCAAG